Periconia digitata is the source of this 1350-nucleotide messenger RNA. The record is from the annotation of a GenBank genome assembly. NCBI's taxonomy places the organism in Eukaryota, Fungi, Ascomycota, Dothideomycetes, Pleosporales, Periconiaceae.
UAAUAGGUUGAGCCAUCGGAGAUGUGCCCCGUAAGAACAAAUUUUAACUGGUUUGAAAGCACUAGAGACUCUGUGGAUGCGGGUUUGGCGCAGGAAGAAUCUAUCGUAUCGAAAGGUUGGGAGUAAAUCUAUCUCCCAGCUGUUAGACCCUGUUAGACCAGUUAUGAUUUCUGGAAAAGUAUGGAUUGAAGUGUUUGUGCCGCAUGGAAAUGCGAUGAAUCACCACUACGCUUAAUGGAUUGAAGUACAACUGGGUGGCUUAGAACACGUAAGAUAAGCUGACAGGCCACGCGCUUCUAAACAAUUUAUAUAAGUUUGUGUAGGUGCAGUGAUCCUGUUGGACGUGUGAUUGCGGCACGGUUCUGACACAGCCCCAUUGCAAGACUCUUUUCACCGUAAGCUUGCUGAUUGCUCGAAUAUUGGUCAACUCCAUCUACGUAUCCCAGAAUUCUCAUCAUGAGAACCGAUUCAACGCCAAACUACUCUGAUGUGGUGUCUGCGACCGGAUUCCUUAGGCCUCGCGCCUCCCGCUCCAUGGCUAGUUUCCAGGAACACCUUGCCACCUCCCAUCGCAUCCUCGCUCUUCUGGGUGCUGGGCUUUCUGCAUCUUCGGGUAUACCAACAUUCCGGGGAGCAGGAGGCGUCUGGCGCACGCACGAUGCGACGCAGCUUGCUACGCCGACCGGCUUUGCUGCUGACCCGGUACUAGUCUGGGAGUUCCACCUAGAACGACUGGAGGAGAUGAAAAAUAAAGGGCCCAACGCUGCGCAUCGUGCACUUUCAGAACUCGCAUCAAAGAACGAGCAAUUUCUCGCCCUGACAAUGAAUAUUGAUGACUUGAGUGAAAGAGCUGGGCAUUCGGCUGAGAGUUUGCGCCACUUGCACGGUCGUUUGGAUGAUCUAAGAUGUAAUAUGUGCGAUCUUCAUCUAUCAAAGACAGAUUCAGCCGCUGCUCUUGAACCACUUCUGCAAAACGAUUCUUCCACCCCGUUAUCCCUCGGCGAUAUACCCCGUUGUCCUCGAGGCGAGUGUAAGGAUGGGCUGCUGCGACCCGGGGUGGUUUGGUUCACUGAACCACUUCCACAGGCUCUGCUUGAGUCUAUAGCGGAGUGGAUAGGAGAUGAGAACGACAAUUCGAGAAGGAUCGACACCAUGUUGGUCAUUGGAACCAGUGCUCUCGUAUAUCCUGCAACUGCAUAUAUUGAGGGGGCUCGAAAGAGAGGAGCGCGUGUUGCGGUUGUUGACAUCGAGCAAGAAGAUCCAUCGUUGUUGGGUCUUGCGGAACAAGAUUGGUACUUCCAAGGCGAUGCUGCUACUUUGGUACCUGUAAUGCUGGGAUAUCUACCAUGA